Molecule: messenger RNA, 1053 nt
Organism: Alternaria atra
Lineage: Eukaryota; Fungi; Ascomycota; Dothideomycetes; Pleosporales; Pleosporaceae
Exons: 1
Coding region: 1-1053 (350 amino acids)
Biological process (GO): canonical NF-kappaB signal transduction
Source: RefSeq, a predicted model, not a curated record
AUGGAGGAGCAGGCUAGCGACCCAGCGGAGAGCCUUUAUACCAAGGCUAAAGCUUCACGAUUUCACUUCAAGUCCGGCUCCAAACGUCGCUCAAAGCGCUAUGAGAGCGAAAGCAAGGAUGAAGGUACCGACGAUCACACUUCAAAGAGACACAGGUCCAGUCGUGACAGCGAAGAGCGACGCAGCCAUCGCGACUCAAGACGCAAACAUAAGCACAAGCAUCGCACUUCUCACGAAGAUCGUCACCCUACGUCUACACGAGACGGUGCAUACUACGAUCCAGACUACCGUCAUCGCGAAUCACUAUACGACAACCUAGAGGAGUCAGGCGCAGGUUCUCCAGGUCCAGUCUCCGAGGAAGCUUUCCGCGAGUCGCUGUUCGAUGCGCUUGCCGACGACGAGGGUGCUGCGUACUGGGAAGGCGUAUACGGCCAGCCUGUACACAUAUAUCCUGAUACCAAGCCUGGCCCUGAUGGCAAGCUGGAGCGUAUGACAGAGGAGGAGUAUGCAGACUAUGUGCGUUCAAAGAUGUGGGAGAAGAGUCAUCAGCACAUCGUGGAAGAGCGCGAGGCGAAGGAGCGGGCGCGUCGAAACCGGAAGGCACAACGCAGUCAGCUCGACGAAGAACUCGAGCGGGAGGAAGCGGAAAGAGAUGGCAUACGGCGCCGCAUGGAAGAGAGCCUGCGUCGAGGCGAAGAGCGCAAGAAGACCAAAGAGGCAGAGGCUGCAUGGGAGAAUUACACAACCAAGUGGGACAGUUUAAAGAACGCCCAACUUCUGGAUGAAGAGACAGAAGUGAAUGUGCGUGAGCUCAUGCCAUGGCCUGUAGUGUCUGGUAAGGCAAAGCACGUGUCAAAAGAAGAGAUAGAACGCUUCUUGCGCAGCUCAAAGGCGUGGAGAGAGGACUCUGUGGCGCUACUCAAGUCCGAGCGAGUGCGCUGGCAUCCCGACAAGAUGCAACAGCGAUUCGGACAGCACAUUCAUGGCGACACUAUGAAGUUAGUCACGGCGGUUUUCCAGGUCAUUGAUCGACUUUGGAAUGACCGAUGUUGA